This is a messenger RNA of Lactuca sativa (garden lettuce), 1801 nucleotides long. Its product is annotated as bZIP transcription factor 68. Gene Ontology annotation, molecular function: sequence-specific DNA binding; DNA-binding transcription factor activity. The record is from RefSeq and is a predicted model, not a curated record. Gene Ontology annotation, cellular component: nucleus. NCBI's taxonomy places the organism in Eukaryota, Viridiplantae, Streptophyta, Magnoliopsida, Asterales, Asteraceae. Gene Ontology annotation, biological process: regulation of DNA-templated transcription.
AACAAAGGGUCCCAAUGCCCAUCACCACCCCAUUGGUCCCACAGCAGAUCCUAUAAGCUUUUCUUAUCGUACGUCAGCGCAAAUCCGUCGCCCUCCGCACUUCGUAUUUGCUCACAAUCAUCAUCAAUCAAUUCAAAGCUCGCUCUCUCGCCGGACAGAGGAGGGAUACUCUGUUAUGUAAGCUACAGACCUCCGUCCAGUAUAUCAGCAUACUUUGCAUCGAAGAAUUUGAUCUCCAGUCAACAAUCCUGGAGUUGCCUCUGUUUUGCCCUAAUUUUCCCUGAUUAGGGUUUUCAGUUCCAUCUUGCUUGCCUUACGAUUGGAAAAAAAAAACUCACCGGUUUGAUUCAGUGGUUCAAAAGGAUUCACGGGCUUCAAGUCCAACCGCGAACCCCAAAGUUCAUGCCAACAAGUACUGCCUUUUUCGAACUGAUGAUUGUAGGUUAAAACCUGGUUUUGAGUAAUGGGAAGUAGGGAGAUGGAUAAACCUGUAAAGGAGGCAAAAGAAUCGACAAAAGAGACUCCAACUUCCCAGGAGCAGUCCUCAGGUAAUCCCAUGGGGGCUGUCCCUGAUUGGACGGGUUUUCAGGCUUAUUCCCCUAUGCCUCCACAUGGGUACUUAGCAUCAAGUCCUCAAGCACCUCCCUACAUGUGGGGGGUUCAGCAUCUUAUGCCACCUUAUGGUGCACCCCAUCCGUAUCUUGCUAUGUAUCCCCAUGGUGGCAUGUAUACUCAUCCAUCUAUGCCUCCGGGAUCAUAUCCUUAUCCAUAUGCAAUGCCCUCUCCAAACGGUGUUGCUGAAGCUUCUGGUAAUACUACACCUGGAAGUAUGGAAGUGAAUGGUAAGUCGUCUGAGGGGAAAGAGAAACUUCCUAUUAAACGAUCAAAGGGAAGUCUUGGAAGUUUAAAUAUGAUCACAGGCAAGAACAAUGAAUCCAGUAAAGCAGGUGCAUCUGGUAAUGGAUCUUAUCCCAAAAGUGGUGAGAGUGGAAGUGAAGGUUCAAGUGAAGGAAGUGAUGCAAAUUCUGAAAAUAAUUCACAAAUGAAGUCAGGAUCAAGGCAGGAUUCUAUGGAAGGUGAAGAAUCUCAGAAUGGAAACAACAUGCAUGGUUGUCAAAAUGGAGGGCCAAAUCAUUCAAUGGCGAUUGUGCCAAUAUCAGGUCCAGGAAGUGUUGUAGGUGGUCCCACCACAGGCACAAAUUUAAAUAUUGUUUCAGGGGGAAUGCUUGCUGCUGCUGCUGGCUCAAGGGAAACCAUUCAGCCACAGAUCUGGCUACAGGAUGAAAGGGAGCUAAAGAGGCAGAGAAGGAAGCAAUCCAAUAGGGAAUCUGCUCGCAGAUCCAGAUUACGCAAACAGGCGGAAUGUGAUGAACUGGCUCAACGGGCAGAAGCGUUGAAGGAUGAAAAUGCGUCUCUUAGAGCAGAAGUGAAGCGUAUUAGGACUGAUUAUGACCAGCUUCUUGCUGAGAAUGCAUCCCUUAAGGAGAGACUAGGGGAAACUCCUAAAAAAAAUAAUGAAGAGGGAGAAACACAAACAUAGUUGACAGCUGGGGUGGGUUUAACCUAACGGAAUGGAACUAGCAGACAGGAAAAAUCUGUGGUUUUACUUUUACUUUUACUUUUACUUUUACUUACAUGGUAGUAACUAGUAGUAGUAGUAGUAGAAAGACCCCAUUGAUACUGACCAUUUUUCCUCUUUUAGAUGGCAGGAUAUUAUUAAUGACAUGAUAUCAAUUGUAUCCAUCUUUUCUGAAUUCAUCUAUCUUCUUGAGGAAACAUAACUUGUAGAUUUUUGUGCCAA